GAUCAACAAAAAUGGGACCCGAAGAGCCUGAAGAGAACAUCACUCACAUGGAUGCUUGGCUGUAUAAGGCAGCAGCAGAAGGCAACGUUGAAGUAUUCAAUAAUAACCAGGAGCUUCAACUUGAGUUGCUAAAGACCCCAAACCAUGACAACGUGCUCCAUCUUAACUUGGCAACCAAGGAGAAUGUUCUCUGGCUUUUUAACAGAUUUCACACAAUAUUCGAAGAAUUCCCCGCAGAAUAUGUAUUAUUCCAUCGGUGUUUGAGUAUUUUCAUUACUAUGAUAAAAAGAGAAAAGAGAUCAGAUUUUAUCGGACAAAUUCUCAGCAAGUGUCCGUCACUGCUACAACAAACGAAUGCUAAAGGUCAAACUCCUUUGCACGUUGCAGCAAGGUAUGGACAUUCUGCUAUUGUGAAACUUCUAAUCAAGUCUUGUGCAAAAGCCAGAGAUGGAGAUUUAGAGAAGCUGGGAACGGAUCAAGUAAAUGCAGUGAGGGAGAUGCUGAGGAUUACGGAUCAGGAAUCCAACACGGCUUUACAUGAAGCAGCAGGGUGUGGCAAUGUCAAAGUGGUGAAAGCAUUGUUGGAGUUUGAAGACCCUGAUUUUCCGUAUUCUGCCAACAAAAAACAGGAGACUCCACUUUACAUAGCAGCUAGGAGGCGAGGAUCUGGGCGCUUGUUGACUCUAUUAUUAGAUAAAUUCAGAUCAGCAGCAGCUGAUGGCGGCCCCCAGGGUAGAACAGCUUUGCAUGCAGCAGCUAUGGCUGGAGAUGCAGAGGCAGUAAAGGUAAUAUUAAAGAAGAAGGGGAAUUUGACAAAGGAAAGAGAUGAAGAUGGACGCACCCCUCUUCAUUAUGCUGCACACUUUGGUUCUAGAUUAUCAGUUGUGGAAGAACUGUUAAAAAGGGAUGUAUCAGCUGCCUAUAUAGGUGAUAAAAAGAGGGGGAUGACACCCCUUCUUAUGGCAGCCAGGCAAGGUAAUGCUGGAAUAAUUUCGAAGAUUCUCUCUUUAUGUCCAGAUUGUUGUGAAGAAGUGGACAAUAAAUGUUUGAAUUUACUUCAUUAUCUGGCAUUUAGAGGCUCUUCCACUCUAUUUGGGCGUUCUUUUUUCAAGCUUGGUGGUAUUAAGAUUGCAUAUGGAUCACUCAGAAAUCUGAUGGAGUUGGAAGGUGACUUUGGGAUGACACCUCAAGAAGUUUAUAAUGCACUUCAAGAUGAGAAACAUCAUCAUAAACAGGUCAUGUGUUUGCCCAUAUAUAUUGCAUUUCCAUGGCUAUGCCUGCUAAUGUGGGUGGCAUUGCAGAAGCAAAUCAAAAAAUUGUUGGAAGAAAUUGAGAAUGAUCAAGUGGCGGAGGAACCAGUUCAUCGCUUUCUUUCACGAAAUGUUUCUACAGAAAGCUCGGAGAUGACAAUAAAUGCUCAUUUAAUAGUGGCAGCACUUAUAUAUACCGUCGCAUUCGCAGCAGCAAUAACUGUUCCUGGUGGUUUGAAUAGUGAAAAAGGGUCAGAGCAAGGCACUCCCCUUUUGAUUGAUAAGGCUGCCUUUAAAGUAUUUUUUGGAACAAAUUUAUCGGCCUUUAUUCUCUCUGUUUUUACCCUCACCAUCCACUUCGGGAUUCUGGAUAUUUUAUUUUCAGGAUUUAGUUUUUGGCAUCAAACAGGAUUUAUUCGAACUGAGUUUGUUUCUUUGAUCCUUGGCUAUGCAACAUUGGCGAUGGUGGUUGCUUUCAUUACAGGCAGUUUUGUGAUCUUAAAACCAACCUACGGACUUCCCGAUGUUCUUUUUCUCAUUAGCCCUGCUGUUUUUUUCUUUGUUUUCAUAUUUACUAUAUACAUACAAUAAUAUUACUUUAUCAUCUAUUGUAAUCUUCUUCCAAUUUUAGUAUCAAUAUUAUCUCUUUGAAGAAAGAUUUCUUCAAAUA
Molecule: messenger RNA, 1920 nt
Organism: Gossypium raimondii (Peruvian cotton)
Lineage: Eukaryota; Viridiplantae; Streptophyta; Magnoliopsida; Malvales; Malvaceae
Product: ankyrin repeat-containing protein At5g02620
Exons: 3
Coding region: 12-1841 (609 amino acids)
Molecular function (GO): protein binding
Source: RefSeq, a predicted model, not a curated record